UGUUUCCGGUCUAAAAGCAAGGCAGCUUGCAACUUCCGGUUGAGCUCCGUUCCUUCUGCUCGGCAUUUGUCGCGUGUUGCCGGCAUACAACCGAUCUUUUCAUUUUAAUCCUCACGAAAGAAGAACAAGAACAGCCCAGAAACGUAAAGAUGGCAUCCUUCGUGCCCGACUACAGCCCAAUGGGUAUGACGAAUCCGGAAUCCAUGCGAAUGCAAGUCGCCCAGAUGCUCAAAGGCAUUGACAGGUACAACCCCGAGAACCUGAUCAAGCUCGAGAACUACGUCCAGAUCCAAGCGACGGAAAACAUGUACGACCUGGAGGCCAACCUAGCCGUGCUCAAACUGUAUCAGUUCAACCCGUCCAACUUCAAGCACGACGUUGUCGCCACAAUUCUGCUGAAGGCUCUCACGAACCUGCCGCACACAGACUUUGUGCUGUGCAAGUGUCUCAUCGACCAGGACAGGCUUUCAGAUCCUAACAUCACGCUGGCCCUGAAGUUGCACUACCUCUUGGAGAUGUGUGAGUUUCAGCAAUUCUGGCAAGCCAUCACGAAGCAGGCGUUUCUGCAGACCAUCAAGGGCUUCAAGGAUUCCAUCCGGAAAUUCGUCUGCUAUGUGGUGAGCAUGACCUACCAGAACAUUGACAAGGUCCUGCUCUGCAACUUCCUUGACAUCUACAGUCCGGACCUGCAGAAGUGGAUCGCCCAGUACAAUUGGAAGGACCUCGGCAAUGGGUCAGUCUUCAUCGCCAACCAGGAGGAGAUCGUGAAGACCAAGAACAUCACCGAGAAGAUUGACUUUGAGAGUGUGGAAGCAAUCAUGGCCAGCUGUAGGUAAAA
Ixodes scapularis (black-legged tick) is the source of this 838-nucleotide messenger RNA. RefSeq names its product eukaryotic translation initiation factor 3 subunit K (gene eIF3k). Gene Ontology annotation, cellular component: cytoplasm; eukaryotic translation initiation factor 3 complex. Bases 150 to 836 code for a protein of 228 amino acids. Gene Ontology annotation, biological process: regulation of translational initiation. The transcript is spliced from 8 exons. The record is from RefSeq and is a predicted model, not a curated record. Lineage: Eukaryota; Metazoa; Arthropoda; Arachnida; Ixodida; Ixodidae. Gene Ontology annotation, molecular function: translation initiation factor activity; ribosome binding.